AUGACACAACCCGAGGCGACGACGCUACAGAAACUCGUCGAUAAUGCAUCCGCUAUACGUGGAUCUCUUCUUUCCAUAGGGUCGGCCGAAGAAAUCAUGAACAACAUAAUGAUACACAUACUGCUUUCGAAGGUCGACGCCCAAACCAAAGCGAAGUACAACGAGCAGCAAGGUUUCGAUAAACUGUCCUCAUGGGAGGAUUGUUGCAACACUCUAAACCGUCGAUGUCAAUAUCUUGAGAGCCAAGGCGAUCAUCAGUCAGAUCAGCGUGGCGCAAAGCCCAAGGUUAAACAGGCAUCAACUUCAAAGACGUUUGUGACCACUAAUGCGAACUGUGUGUAUUGCAACUCACCGUCGCACUAUAUCAGCAGCUGCAAUAAAUUCAAGGAGUUAUCCUUGCAGCAACGAAUCGAUUAUGUACGCAAGGCUGGCAUAUGCUUCAACUGUCUACGAAAGACGCACUGCAUGAAAGAAUGCCAAUCAAAAUCUAGAUGCAAAAUUUGUCAAUCAGUUCAUCACACACUUCUACACAAUUUUACGCAAGGUGCCAAUUUACGAAUGCCCGUUUCUACCGCUCCAUCAAAGGUCCAAGACUCGAAUAAUGCUAUGCCCCAAUCAAGCGCCUUGUUGGUGUCACGCACUAUUAAAAAGGGCAUAAUCCCAACUGCAAUAGUCCAAAUUAGAGACAAAUUUGGUCAACUACACUUAGUUCGCGCAUUAUUAGAUUCAUGUUCUGAAAUUAGUUUCAUUACAGAGGAAACAGCAAAACUGUUGCAGCUUGAAAAGCGUCGCGUACAACAAGAAGUGAGCGGUAUCGCAGUGGAUAUUUUGAUCAACACUAUGGGAUUUUUUGAGGCAAUGCGAGAAGGUAAAUACAACCUGGGUCCAAAUAUGCCCUGCUUGCUUAACUCUGCGUACGGGUGGAUUGUUGGCGGAAGUAUUGGGAGUGUUGAUAUCAGUAAGGCGCAGCAGUGUAAUGUAGUUCAAGAAGCUAGCAGUCUUGAACAACUUGUUAAAAAAUUUUGGGAAGUUGAAGACUGUAUCACUAAACCAGCAAAAUUUACUGACGAAGAACAAAUGUGCGAAGAACAUUUCGUCAACACAGUAAGAGUGCAGAAGGACGGCCGUCUACAAGUAAGGCUUCCUUUUAAAACAAUGCCAAAUGCUCUUGGCAACUCAUUUGACAACGCGAGCAAACGUUUCAAAAUGCUCGAGAGAAGAUUUGGCCGGGAUGAACAACUCAAGAAUCUAUACUCCGAGUUCAUGAACGAGUAUAUCUCACUGGGUCAUAUGUCACUCGCACAAAAUGUCAACUUAAUGAAACCUCACUUUUACAUACCUCAUCAUUGCAUUUUGCGACCGCAGAGUUUAACAACAAAACUUCGCGUUGUCUUUGACGCCUCUGCGAAAACAACAUCAGGACAGUCAUUAAACGAAUUGCUUAUGGUGGGGCCAACCAUUCAACAAGACUAA
Molecule: messenger RNA, 1473 nt
Organism: Rhagoletis pomonella (apple maggot)
Lineage: Eukaryota; Metazoa; Arthropoda; Insecta; Diptera; Tephritidae
Exons: 2
Coding region: 1-1473 (490 amino acids)
Source: RefSeq, a predicted model, not a curated record